Toxotes jaculatrix (banded archerfish) is the source of this 2529-nucleotide messenger RNA. Its product is annotated as stonin-1. NCBI's taxonomy places the organism in Eukaryota, Metazoa, Chordata, Actinopteri, Toxotidae. Bases 244 to 2361 code for a protein of 705 amino acids. Gene Ontology annotation, molecular function: clathrin-cargo adaptor activity. The record is from RefSeq and is a predicted model, not a curated record. The transcript is spliced from 4 exons. Gene Ontology annotation, cellular component: AP-2 adaptor complex; synaptic vesicle. Gene Ontology annotation, biological process: regulation of endocytosis; clathrin-dependent endocytosis; synaptic vesicle endocytosis.
GGACAGUCUGUCUGAACUCGGGAGGGGAAUCGCUGCGCUGUUAAAACUCCCAGGAUUUACACUCUGCCAUUUUGAGCAAAACCGGCCGACAUCAGAGUUCAGACGACUCCGUCAAACAGGAGUCAUGACCUGAAGUUAGCGAACCGCCACUGUGAAUCCAUGAGAAGGUCUUGAAGCGGGGGACAAUCAAUACAACAAAGGAGGAACUGUGUUUUUUGGACUGGACAUCAGUCGUCUGCAGCCAUGUGUUCUACCAAUCAUUCAAACUGGGUCACAUUUGAAGAUGACAACAUACCGCUCUCAUCACCUCAGAAGCCCCUGCAGUCACCAGGGCUUAUCAAAGCAUCGGUACCUCGUCCCAAUGGUCUGAAAUUAGUGCUUCCUCCAAUCCGAGACACUUCCUGGAGCUUCAGUCGUUCCCUGGAAUCCCCUCAAAGCCACUCUAGUCUUAGCGGACGUUCCUGUGUGCCAUGUAGCACACCCUUUGGCACUCCUGUGAGUGGGGUUCCUAGCAGCGAAUUUCACUCCAGCACAUGGGAAAGGAACGACUUCUUCCGGAGUUUGUCCAGCACAUCGACCACUUCUUCUCCUUCUCCUGCACCCGAGGCCCCAAGUCAAACCUCAGAUGGACCAAGCCCUUUCCCUUCUUUCCAGGGGAACUCGGGACACUAUAACCCCUUCUGGAAUGAAUCUAGACACAGUGCAGAUGUGGGCAGCUCCUCCUCAGACUCAGAAUGUGACAGCAGCCUACCACGUUUCUUUAUUCGGACCAAAGACGGCAGUGAGCCACCACGUGACCAACUCCAAAGCUCCUUCUCCUAUGUUUGCCACAAACUGGAAGGCCUACGAACAGAAACGGACCAUGAAACAGAGACAGGGAGAGAUGGGGAGAGGCGGCUAAGUUGCAAAAAUGAGGUGUUAAGUGACAGUUCAUCUCAUUUUGUCCCUCGGGGGCUGUUUCGUAGCCAGAAGAGAGACGGCUGGCCUGUCAUGCUCAGGAUUCCCGAAAAAAAGAACCGCAUGUCCUCUCGACAGUGGGGGCCUAUCUAUCUCCGCUUAGUGCCGGGAGGUGUGCUGCAGAUGUACUAUGAGAAAGGGCUAGAGAAGCCGUUCAAGGAGUUCCAGCUCCUCCCUCAAUGUAGGCUCUCAGACCUUAAACUGGAGAGCUACGGGGAGCCCCGCAAAGUCCUUACCAUCAAGGUGGAGCACUUCUCCUACACAGAAAAGAAACGCUAUCACCCGAAGUUGGAGGUCAGUCAUGAGGCAGAGGUAGAGCAGCUGCUCAAGUUUGGCUCCACGGUGCAUGACGACAUGGAGGACCUGGUAGUCUCCAUGGAAGAGGAAAUCUUCAAAUUGUCUAUACCCCAUCAGCCGAGGCGGCACUACGAGGAGCAGGAGCUGUCGUUGCAGAUCACUGAUCACAUCUGGGUACAACUGGAUAAGUCUGGAGGAGUCAUAGAGCGGACAGCCUUCACCCAGGUUCACUGUCUGGCGUUUCUAAACGGACUAGGGGAUUGUUUUCUCGCCCUUAAUGAUCUCGGGCUGCUGCGCUUUGACUCUAGCUACGGCUCUGAGGAGGGCAGUGAACUCUGGAUGGAGAUUGCCGACUGCCAUUUUCACAAAUGUGUGAAUGAGAUAGAAUUUCAGAGGUCCCGUCUGAUUAAGUUCUCACCUCCUGACGCCUGCAGGGUGGAGCUGAUGCGGUACAAGACGGCAGUUUUGGGUUGCACAGAAAUUCCUUUCUCAAUCAAAACUGUGGUCACAGUUCAAGGUGCCUAUGUGGAGCUCCAGGCCUUUCUGAACAUGUCAGCCACCUUCCUCUCCUCCAGGGCGGGGUCUGACAGGUACCCGCUGUGUGAGAAUGUAGUGAUCCGUGUGCCGGUGCCAGGUGACUGGGUCAAAGUGACGCAGACGGUGGCCUUGCUGCGGCAGAGGUCACUGAAGGCCCGUAUGAACAGAAAUGCCUGCCUGGGCUCUGUCAGCAAUGCAGAUUCACAGCCUGUCAUGCAGGUGUCAAUUGGCACAGUCAAGUAUGAGAAUGUAUAUUCAGCCAUCGUGUGGAGGAUCGACAGGCUGCCAGCGAAAAAUACGGCAGUGGAUCAUCCCCAUUCAUUUUCCUGCAAGCUAGAGCUGGGAUCUGAUCAGGAGAUCCCAAAUGACUGGUACCCCUUUGUGACCAUGGAAUGUGAAAUAAUGGGCGCAGUUGUGUCACAGACCAGGGUGAAGUCACUGGGCACAGCAAACGACAUCCAGCCGCAGAAACAUGUAACCAGCUGGACACGUUAUCAUUGUCAGGUGGAAGUGGAGAAGAAGUGGAUUGAAACAGAGUCAGAGAGGCAAUCCGGCUGUAUGACACAGUGAGGAUUAGAGAGGAGGACGUUAUCCUUUUUGGUCCGAGACAUUUGCCAAAAUCUUUUUCAUAGUGUAAAGGGAUAGCGGGUUAAAAAAAAAACAAAAACAAAAAAAAGGGUGAUGAGGGACUUUCUGCUUAUAUCCGGUGUCAGAUUCAUCUAAUUACACAUAGCCUGG